GUGCCGAUUGGACGUGCAGUAGAGGCCCGGCCGCCCUCGGACGGCCAGCAGGUGCGGUACUUGUAGGGAUUUAAGAACUAAGUGGUGUCAGACUGGUGGGUAGUCCGUUUUGUUUGUCGUUAUCAUUGGCAGACGAUUUGGGGUAUAAAUUGGCAAUGAAAUCUUAACUGGGUUGCCCUUCAAUGCCGGAAACUGAGCGGUUUUAGUGCCAUUUGAUUGAUUAGUUUUUGCUGGUCUGUAAAAAAAUUGAGAAUUUGUGAUUUGUUUUGCCAGGAAUGUUUGGAUUAUCACUAUGAUUGAUGUGGGUAUGGUGAUUUUAGCAGAGGCUCUAUCUUAUUGGAUUAGGAAUCAUAGCAUAUGCUUCGGUUUUGGUUUUUUGUUUUUGUUAUUUUGUCCUUUUUUUGCUUGAGCUUUGUUUAAGGUGUGCAUGGAGUCAAGUUGAGGCUUGUUAUGAUUUUUAAGGUGGGUUUGAAAGUGGGUUUGGACCGACCAAUUCGGAAUGUGACAGUCAAGCUUCCCAACUUCCCCAUAUUCACUGGAUUGUAGUGCUUUUUCUGGUUUUUUUCUGUGUUUUGAUCUGUGGUGAAGCUUUUUUGAUUUGCAAUGGUGGGUCAUGACGUGGAGAGAAGGCCCGAUUGGGUGAAGGGAGGAGAGUGCAUGGAGAGUGUGGGAAAUGAUAGUUUCAGCAGCAAGAUUGUGGUGAAUAUGGAGAAGUUGCAAUCUCAAUCCCAAUCUCAGGAUCCUGAGGAAUCAGAGAUGGGGGAGACUGAGUCUGAGGUGGUGAGGGAGAAUUCUGUGGUGGUUUCCAAGUCCAGGAGCUCUGCAGAUGCAGGGGAUUCUGAGCUUGGUUUCGAGGCAGGGGAUUCUAUGGUGGUGUCUAACUCCAGCAGGCAUGGGAGCAAGAAUAACAGCAGCAGAGAUGGCCAUGUUUGUAGAUUUUGCAGUAGAGUUUUUAGCUCAGGGAGGGCUCUGGGUGGGCAUGUUAGAGUCCAUGGGGCUGGUAGGUCUAAUGGGCAAUCUUCUAGCAGUGUGUAUGGGCAAUCCUCUAGGGGCGAUUAUUCAUCAACUGAUAUCUGGGUGAAGGAAUCCAAGGUACCCACAGGUAGAUCUUAUGGGAAUUCCAACUGGGACAGAGUUGGUAGUAUCGAAGAAGGGGAUGAUGCAGAGGAAGAGGAGGAAGAACAUAAGGUAGUGAAAGAUAAGAAUAUGGAUUUUGGGAAGGAGGAAUUGGGUGAUCACAACAAGAUGGUGCCUCUGUAUACGCUUAGAAAGAAUCCCAAGCGGAGUAGGAGGCUAACAGAUUUGGAGUUCGGUAUGGAUUUGAGCACCAAGAACAGCACAGCCGGUUAUGAAUGUGGGAAGGAGUUUCGGUCAUCCAAAGCACUUUUUAGUCAUAUUGAAUGUCAUCCUGAAAGGGUCUGGAAGGGAAUUCAGCCUCCAGAUGAUAGUUUCUAUGCUAGUGAUGAUGAUAAUCAGGAAAAUGCUAAUGGCGGUGCUAGUAUUGUUGCUGCUCUCAGCCCUGGUCUUUCUCCAUCCUGCUGGCAGAGCUCUCAGGGAUCAGAAGAUCUGGACAAUAAAGAGGAAGAAGAUGCCGCAGGUUCAGAUAAUGAGGGUGAUAGAGUGGGCAUGGAGGGAGGGAAAACAGCUAAUGAGCCAGUUUCCUGCAGCUUCCUCACCUGGUCUGUGACUUCAAAAAGAGGUAGGAGAGUGCCAAAUAGGUCUAGACCUUUACAGGAGGAUUAUGCUGAAGAAGAAGAAACAGAGGUGGACAAUAUCAAAGAGCUUGAGGAUGAUACAGACACUGCCCAUUUCCUUGUUAUGCUUGCAUCUAGUGCCAGUAUUACCAAUAAGAUUAAUAAGGCCAAUAGACCUGUUGAGAGACAGAUGACAAAAGAAUCAGUUCAUCGUGCCAAGACGAGGAAGGGUGAAUCACAGGGAAGUAGUGAGGAUUUGGAACCAGGACAGGAGGACAAGAGGACUGAUAAAACCAGUAGACCAGCUGAAUUAGGUGCAGACAAAUAUAAGUGUCGCACAUGCAAGAAGCUCUUCAAUUCUCAUCAAGCUCUGGGAGGCCACAGAGCAAGUCAUAGGAACAUUAAAUGUUGUACUGCAAUAACUAAUGGUGUGGAGCGGGAGAUGGCAGAGGAGGAUAUGGGUAUAACUGAAGUAGGUAGCAGUGUAUUGAUGACAGAGUAUCAUCCAGCAGGUAUGAAUGAUAUGGAUUCUUCACCUGCAAGAGAGGAGAAGGAAAAGAAAGCUAAUCACAGUCACUCUCAACAGGCAAUACCAAUGAAGAAGAGCAAGGGGCAUGAAUGUUGUGUCUGUAACAAAGUCUUUCCUACAGGUCAAGCUCUUGGUGGGCACAAGAGAUGUCAUUGGAUUGUUGACAGACUAGAGACAGCAACCAGUGUGAUCUCAAACAAGAAGCAAGCAAAGCAAGGCCAUAUGAGGACUGCCCCAAAGCCAGUCUUUGAUCUGAACCAGCCAGCACCAAUGGAGGAGGAAGAUCUGGAAGCAUCUAAUGGCAUAAUAGAAGUAGUUCCUGCAUCUGAUGAGAGUGUGAAUGAUAAAGUGAAGAUGGUUGAUGAUAUUGUCUCAAAUGCAGGGUUCAGGUAUGUUUGUAUGCUGUAACAUAUGUGGCUACUUGUUCACAUCUAUGAAUUGCUUGAAAACACACCAGAUUGCCCUGCCUUCACUCCCACUUUGGGUAAUAACCAGGUGGAGAUACAAUCGUUCAGAACGAAUUUGUUCUAUACAGAAUCUCUUGUAAGGAUUGUUGGCACGUAUUUCUUUUUGUUAGUUCUUAACAGUACUUUACUUGAAGAUUUGAAGACUUCUAGCCAAGAUUAAGAAUUUCUGGUUCUUUUUUCAUCAGCAAAACAUUUCUUGAUAUAACAGAAUUUGUAAACAGAAGAAAGACUGCUACUCUCAAUGAGAACACCACUGAAUUUUUACUGGAAA
Messenger RNA from Cryptomeria japonica (Japanese cedar), 2961 nucleotides. RefSeq lists its product as uncharacterized. The record is from RefSeq and is a predicted model, not a curated record. The transcript has a single exon. Lineage: Eukaryota; Viridiplantae; Streptophyta; Pinopsida; Cupressales; Cupressaceae. Bases 604 to 2631 code for a protein of 675 amino acids.